UCCCCGCCUGCCAAUGUUGCCCUUUUUCAACCUAACAAGCAAACCAUUGUGCCAGCUCUCCUCGGCGCCUCCAUGCUGUAAACUCUGUGAACGUUUCAAAGCAAGACGCAGUGGAAGGCAGUGGUUUCUUGUGAAGAAGCAAUGGAAGUGCAACUUGAACAGUCGGACGAAGACCUCGCAUUUAGCAACGCAGAUGCUAAUGGUGAGAUCAGUAAGCGGCCGGCAGAGGACAUGGACGAGGAGCACGCCUUUAAACGCUCUCGCAACGCAGAAGAGAUGUUAGAAUUGCGCGUGCUGCUCCAGAGCAAAAAUGCCGGCGCCGUUAUCGGAAAGGGCGGCAAGAACAUCAAGGCCCUGCGCACCGACUACAAUGCCAGUGUAUCAGUCCCAGACAGCAGUGGCCCAGAGCGGAUCCUGAGUGUGAAUGCCAACAUUGACACAAUCGGAGAGAUUCUACUGAAGAUCAUACCGACUUUAGAGGAAUACCAGCAUUACAGCGGUGUUGACUUUGACUGCGAGCUGCGCUUGCUGAUCCAUCAAAGCUUGGCCGGCGGCAUCAUCGGCGUGAAAGGCACCAAGAUCAAGGAGCUGCGAGAGAAUACGCAGACCACCAUCAAGCUGUUCCAGGAGUGCUGUCCACACUCGACUGACAGAGUGGUUUUGGUGGGGGGGAAACCAGAGCGAGUCAUCGAAUGUAUCAAAGUUAUCAUGGAAUUGGUGUCAGAGGCAACAAUUAAAGGUCGAACUCAACCCUACGACCCAAACUUCUACGACGAAACUUACGACUAUGGCGGGUUCACCGUGAUGUUUGAAGAGCGAGGCAGGCGGCCAAUGGGCAGCUUCCCCAUCCGUGUGCGAGGCGGCUUUGAACGCAUGCCCACUGCGCGGGGCAGCCGACCCCCGCCUUCCUCCAGACGGGAUUACGACGACCUGAGUCCCCGCCGGGGUCCCCCGCCACCGUUAAGCAGAGGACGCGUGGGUAGCAGAGCCCGCAACCUGCCUCUCCCCCCACCGCCGCGAGGAGGGGGCGACAGAUUCUCCCACGGCAGCUACCAUGAUGACAGACCAAGUGACAGAAGAAGCCGAGGAGGUGACCGCUAUGACAGCAUGAGUGGAGGCGGUUAUGACAACAAUUCCUGGGAUCACUUUCAUUCUGGUGGCCGGGGCUCAUACAGCGACAUUGGAGGUCCCGUCAUCACAACGCAGGUCACCAUUCCCAAAGAUCUUGCUGGCUCCAUCAUUGGCAAGGGUGGACAAAGGAUCAAGCAGAUCCGUCACGAGUCUGGAGCGUCCAUCAAGAUUGACGAGCCGCUAGAAGGCUCAGAGGACCGCAUCAUUACCAUCAUAGGAACGCAGGACCAGAUCCAGAACGCCCAGUAUCUGCUGCAGAACAGCGUGAAGCAAUACUCCGGUCGGUUCUUCUAGAAAGGAACGAAGAGGCGUGAAGCCAUGCUGUACGAACUGUUCACUCCCUCCUUUCACAGCCGACAUUCCUCGUCUGUGGACGGAUCACACAAUCUCUUGUCACAGCUUCUACAGUAUCGAUAGCACUUUUGGAAAACCAAGGAGCUGUAACGUCUGAUCAUUUUUCAGGACAUUCUCAUUCGUGACACCAUUUAAAGUUCAAGUUUGCUGUUGUUUGCCACCCUCAGCCUGCGUUACAGUGCAGCACGCAGAACGUAGAUCAUUGUUUUUUCUACUUCAUACUCUCCAAAAGAAGAGGUUUAACCAUUUAGAAUAAUACUUUUUUUCCCCCCAUAAGAGAAUGUGUAUUGUGUGCUAAAACAGGCUGUGUGCUAUGAAAUCACAUGUUUUUACAUCUGCACAGUACAUUUGCAGCAAAUAUCGCCGUGACCAGUUAAGACCUUAUUGGCGCCUCAAAACAACUUAUUUAAAUAGUGGUUCUCAAACGUUGUUCACCAAGUACCACCUCUGGAAAAAGUUAAGCUCCAAGCACCACCAUAUUGACCAACAUUACAAUACAGUAGCGUCGUAGGCCUACGUAUUCAUUAAAAACAAGGCAGAGGUUUUAUUUGACAAGUAUAUUUAAUAUUCUUGGCCUCUGUAACAUUACACACGAUUUGAACAGUAACAGUGUGUUGGAAUAUAGGAACAUCUGUACUUUAAUCACUUUGAGAAUCACUAUUAAAAUGUCUUGUUCCCCUUCUCUUUGCUAUUGCUAAUAUUUGAGCAUAAAUGAUCAUUACACCCUCAUUUGUGAAAUACUUUUUGCUUUAAUGUUCAAUGAAUGUGCCAGUUUGAUAUUUCAAGAGAUUUUUUAGAUAUGUUUUUCAUAGGGACACGAGGAAGCUGUGUAUAUUUACAAUACAUAGACACCCUUUCAUCAAGUUUUUCUUCAUCUCGGAAGGAGAUUGCGCCAAAUGGUUUGAUACUACAGUAUGUUUUUUGGUUUUAUUUUUAGUGAUAGUUAAUUGUAUUUCUGCAUCGGGUGCUUCUUAUUUUGGUGAUCUGUAACCAUUUUUAAAAUGUAUCUGUUUGAUAUCUUACAGGUGUUGGCUAAAUAAACGGUUUUGCACCGUG
Molecule: messenger RNA, 2541 nt
Organism: Entelurus aequoreus (snake pipefish)
Lineage: Eukaryota; Metazoa; Chordata; Actinopteri; Syngnathiformes; Syngnathidae
Gene: hnrpkl
Product: heterogeneous nuclear ribonucleoprotein K, like
Exons: 16
Coding region: 142-1425 (427 amino acids)
Biological process (GO): regulation of transcription by RNA polymerase II; regulation of mRNA splicing, via spliceosome
Cellular component (GO): nucleus; cytoplasm
Molecular function (GO): mRNA binding
Source: RefSeq, a predicted model, not a curated record